AUCAAGUCCCGAGAUCCUGCUCUUCACGUUUUUCACAUUCCUGGCGGGAUCCUUGAUGGGCUUUCUGAACACGUUUGAGACGUGGUUCCUGGAAGACUUGGGAACACCCACGUACCUCAUAGGCCUAACCAAGACAAUCCAGUGUUUCGGCGCAGAGCCUGUGCUCUUCUUUCUGUCAACGUACAUACUGAGGAAGAUCGGGUACUUCUACUCCUACUCAGUAGCGUUCGUGCUGUUCGCCUGCAAGGCCAUUGGCUAUUCGUUCCUGCGGGAUGUCUGGGGAUCGCUUGCCGUGAACAUCGUUGGGGGAGCCAUUUUCCCGAUGGUGUACGCAGCUAUGGCUGUGUUCGCUAAGAAGAAGGCCAGACCCGGAACAGCCGCCUCAAUGGUCUGCAUCCUCGGAGCCAACUACGAUGGUCUCGGUUCGGCAGCCGGCAGCUUGGUUGGAGGCCUCAGCAUCAACAAGAUCGGAGGGAGCCUGACCUUCCGCUACAUUGGGUUCUCAUCGGUGGCAGCCGCGCUCCUCAGUGCGCUCUGUUACUUGCUCCUACGGUGUACUGCCGAUGACGAAUACGGUAAUCGCGUGCCUUCUUUGUAUCAACCUAUGUACACGUUUCACGUGACCGACACGGCAUUUGUACUUCGCAGAUGUUACACCGGAGAAGCCGGAGCCAUCUACUCUUUCGGACACCGCCUGUGGUUCUACAGGCUAUUCGCCGAAGCUUGA
Molecule: messenger RNA, 727 nt
Organism: Rhipicephalus sanguineus (brown dog tick)
Lineage: Eukaryota; Metazoa; Arthropoda; Arachnida; Ixodida; Ixodidae
Product: major facilitator superfamily domain-containing protein 6-like
Exons: 2
Coding region: 56-727 (223 amino acids)
Cellular component (GO): membrane
Source: RefSeq, a predicted model, not a curated record